CCCGCACGGCGCGGGCUAGGAGCCGCCGGUUCCGCUCCGCACUAGCAGCGGAGAAAGGAGGACCUGGGGGAGCGGGAUCCCGGCGCCCGGUCGCUCAGCCUUGUUCAGGCUUAGGCCCGCAUGGAGGGGACUGCGGAGUCCCAGACGCCUGACCUGCGAGACGUGGAGGGCAAGGUGGGCAGGAAGACGCCUGAAGGGCUGCUCCGCGGGCUGCAGCGAGGCGAGUGGGAGCCGGGAACCUCUGGCGCCCUGAUGCUCCCAGGGGCGCCCAGCACGGGCCAUGGCCUGGGGGACAAGAUCAUGGCGCUGAGGAUGGAGCUGGCUUACCUGCGAGCCAUCGAUGUGAAGAUCCUGCAGCAGCUGGUGACCUUGAACGAGGGCAUCGAGGCGGUGCGCUGGCUGUUGGAGGAGCGGGGCACGUUGACCAGCCACUGCAGCAGCCUCACCAGCAGCCAAUAUAGCCUGACAGGCGGGAGCCCAGGCCGUUCAAGGCGAGGCAGCUGGGACAGCCUGCCAGACACCAGCUCCACUGACCGGCUGGACAGUGUCUCCAUCGGCAGCUUCCUGGACACAGUGGCCCCCAGUGAGCUGGAUGAACAGGGCCCCCCUGGGGCUCCCCGUCCUGAGAUGGACCGGGCAAAGGUUAUACCUAGUGGGGAGAGGGCUAGGACUGAGGUGGACCUGACAGCCACAAGGUUAGGGAACUUGAGGGCUGUGUGGAAGCCCCCAGGGGAGGGGCUCCACAGUGCACCUCCUGAGCCACCAGAGGAUGAGAGUGCCAAGCUGGGCUUUGAGGCCCACUGGUACUGGGGGCAGUGCCAGGAUGAUGUGACCUUCCUGUAACAACUUUUCCACCCUUUUGUAUUCCUAUGGCUCUUUCAUCUCUAGGUUCUGGUCUCUCUCAAAAUUUGUUGUCCCUCAAUCUGGGACUGGGAAGAGGUUACCAUGGAAACCUGCCCUCACCAUCCCUCUGGUCCCUGGGGAAGCUCUACCUUUAUCCCUCAAUUAUUGGGUCCCUAAAGCUAUUUCCAUAGAUACAUUGACUCUAGAGGCUUGACCUGCCACUCCUGGUGUGAUGGUAUCUCUUCCUCUUCCUCCUGCAACUAGGUAAGGAUUUGAGGGAUUUCGGACCCCUCGGAGACCGUUGAUGAAGAGAUGGGGGUGUAAUUACCUCACUCAACAUCUAGGACCCUUGGCCCUCCUCUUGGCCAAAAUGGAGGAUUGUGCAGGGACAUGGACGUUCAGGGCUAGCCCUCCAUGGCUUGGCCCUCCCAGAAGCCUUUGGGGUCGGUAGAGCCGUCCCUUCCUGUUGGGGAGUGAUGUCAUUUCCUGCCAGGAUGGGUUAGCCUUCCCCUGUACCAGUCCAUUAGUGGUGACACUUCAGUAUAGCGGUGUCUGAGCCCCUGCUGCUAAGUGAGACUGUACUGUUUAUUCUCCAUACCAUUACUUCUUGUGAGUGGAAACAUGUCACCCCUCCUGGCAGGAAAGUUUUACUCUCAGAUGUUUGUCAGAAGCGUUCUCACUUUUUAAACAGUGUUCUCAUUUUAUCCUAGGGGGUCUUACUUCCUGUAUGGCCACCUCCCUGUCUGGUACCAGCACUCCUAUAUCUGUGCUUGUAGGGAGGGAAACUGGCAGGGGCCUCCACUCAUGGCUCUCAAAAGUCAGUUUGGCCAUCUUACCCUGUUCCUGGGUUGUCCCCAUUCUUGUCUUCUGGCUCCAAAGCUGUCUGCCAGGAGCUUCAGCCUUUGUGUCUCCACACCUUCUCGCUUUCCAUUUCAGGCCUCAGGCCUUUUAUAUGCAGAUGAGUCCCCCAGCCUUCUCUGCCCACUGCUGACGGGAGCUGGAGGGAGGACGGAGAAGCUGGAGGUCUCUCUCAGAGCUCUGAAGGUGUGUCAGUCUCCAAAGAGGGGAGGUGUCUUCUCUCGUCUUGUGUUUCCCUUCCCCCACCCUGCCCCAGACCUUCCACCAUUUGGUCACAGGAUGCCUGCUGGAGGCCGGGACACAAGCAGUCCCCUUGUCUGGGAUACAAUGGAGGGGUGGGGCAGGGAAACACAGAGGCUCUUUGGUCCUAGGACCCAUAUCCUGGGAGGGGGGAGAGAUGAGGGAAAUGCUGCUUUCCUUCCUCCCUCAAAACAAGCCCUAGACCCCUGGGACCUGAGGAGGGAGCAAGGGACUGGUGCUGGUUCUGGGUCCCAGGGCCCUAGUGAAUUACACCAAAGAAGGAAUUCAGGGAAGCUGCCAACCUGGGGCUCAGGGAGGGGACAGGCCUGGGGGCAGGGGCCGGACACAAGGGCUGUGGCUGAUGUCAGGGAAUGAAUGCUUGGAGCUUACCCUUUUGAAUUUCAGGGAACUGCCCAUAUGUUGGUCCCUGUUUUUCCUGGGCCCUGAAACUAGAUUAUUGACAGGCAAAGAGGAGAGAAAAGGGUGUCAGGUGAUCCUUGCCUAUUUGCUGUGCCCUCCUGAGUUGGAGGAGUCUUCCUCAAAUCCUAGAGUAACUCCUGCAGUUUCUCCACUUUUCAUUAUAUGCUGAGGAAGAGAAGGAAGCCAAGUUGAUCAUCUCUGCUUCCCGGAAACUCCUCAAGUCUUCUGCAGCCCCCACCCCAGUCUUUUUUGGGCAAUACGUUCAGUCUGUGGCUCUCCCCUAAAGACCCUCUCUCCUCCUCCCCUCCUUUGAAAGUGAUUGGAAUCUCUAAAGUAUAUUCUUAGUCUCUCCUCCUCUGCCACCCACCAGUGCUCUCCUUACUACCCCUCCUGGUCUUGGGCUCCUGACUUCCCCUCAGGCUGGGAAUUCAAAUACCUUUUUCCGGUCCCUACUCUAUUGCC
Equus quagga is the source of this 2823-nucleotide messenger RNA. It is a transcript of the gene LURAP1, whose product is annotated as leucine rich adaptor protein 1. The coding region runs from base 121 to 843 and encodes 240 amino acids. The record is from RefSeq and is a predicted model, not a curated record. The transcript has 2 exons. Gene Ontology annotation, biological process: positive regulation of canonical NF-kappaB signal transduction; positive regulation of cytokine production. NCBI's taxonomy places the organism in Eukaryota, Metazoa, Chordata, Mammalia, Perissodactyla, Equidae.